AUGGCUUCGCACUGGUAUAUCCAGCCGCCCAUCUUUGCCCCCGUGCCACAACACAUCUCUGCCCCGGCCGCCGUCACCUACACUCUUGUCCCCUACGUUGGCAGCCCGGUGGCGGCGGCGGCGGCGGCGGCGGCGUCUUGGCCGGGUGUUCAGAUCAACAUCGUGCCGUGCCAGCCCGCGGCGCCGGCACCACCAGCAGUGGAAGCAGAACCAGCGGCGGCGGACGCGGCACCGCCGCCGAUGUCGGGGGCCCUUGCGAGCCCUGCGAUCUCUCCGGCCCCGGCUGCUCCCGCACUUAUCCCAGCCCCGGCCGCGACAGCGGGCAUAACCGUCCGCAUCGUCCUCCACGGCCGCGCCCAGCAGGGCCUCUGGACGCGCGUCGCCGACGUGCCCUACCGACACGACGGAGGCGCCGGCCUCCCCGACCCGGCGGGCCUCCGCGCCGCCGUCGCCCGCGCCUCGCACGUCCACUUCCCGCCCGACGGCCGCGGCCGCGGCCUUCUCCGCCACGCCGACGCCGACAUGGCCCCGCCGACGCUGCAGCUGUGGGCCAUGCGGGCCGGCGCCGUGCUGCACAUGCUGCCGGGAGACGCCGGCGGCGGCGCGCUGGCGGUCCCCGAGGUGGAGAGGGCGCUGGCGGUGUGUGCCGAGGCUCCGGACGGCCAUGACGAGGGCAACGCCGAGGCGGAGGCGGUGCGCGAGGUGUUCGAGGAUGCGAGGGACAGGGGUCUCGGCGUCUUCCUCCUCGUCAACAUGGACGGCGACGAUAGCCUGGGCGUGCCGGGCCACGGGGGACGCAGAAUCGGCCCGCCGUGA
This is a messenger RNA of Hirsutella rhossiliensis, 816 nucleotides long. RefSeq lists its product as uncharacterized. The transcript has a single exon. Bases 1 to 816 code for a protein of 271 amino acids. Lineage: Eukaryota; Fungi; Ascomycota; Sordariomycetes; Hypocreales; Ophiocordycipitaceae. The record is from RefSeq and is a predicted model, not a curated record.